Molecule: messenger RNA, 2283 nt
Organism: Zychaea mexicana
Lineage: Eukaryota; Fungi; Mucoromycota; Mucoromycetes; Mucorales; Lichtheimiaceae
Exons: 9
Coding region: 92-2119 (675 amino acids)
Biological process (GO): spliceosomal complex assembly; mRNA splicing, via spliceosome
Cellular component (GO): precatalytic spliceosome; Prp19 complex; nucleus
Molecular function (GO): protein binding
Source: RefSeq, a predicted model, not a curated record
AGAGCAAAACAAAACAAAACCAAACCCAGCGGAUUUUGAACUAAGCAGCCCUCUUUUCUUCUAUCUGCUUUUUACAUCUUCUUUGACUGCCAUGGAUCGAGGUUCAGGAAAAGGUGCCACUGGCAAAAAUCCUAGACCUCCAAAGGUCAAGAAUAAGGCUCCCGCGGAAAUCCAAAUCACAGCCGAACAGAUCUUACGAGAAGCCCAUGAUCGCCGUUUGGAACCAACACAUCAGAUUCCUCGACAAAAGAUCAGCGAUUUGGAGGAGCUGUCCGAGUUUCGACAACGCAAACGAAAAGAGUUUGAAGACAAUAUCCGUAAAAACCGCCUGAAUGUCAGCAACUGGCUUAAAUAUGCGUCGUGGGAAGAAUCACAGAUGGAAUUGCAGAGGGCGCGAUCAGUCUAUGAACGUGCACUCGAUGUUGAAUCGCGCAACCCGGCAAUCUGGUUACGAUGCGUGGAAAUGGAAAUGAAGAACCGUAAUGUAAAUCACGCGCGUAAUUUACUUGAUCGUGCCACGACACUAUUACCGCGCAUGGAUCAGUUUUGGUACAAGUAUACGUAUAUGGAGGAGACUCUCGGCGAUGUACCAAAAGCGCGCAAUGUGUUUGAACGCUGGAUGAAGUGGGAGCCUGAUGAGGGCGCCUGGCAGGCAUAUAUCAAGAUGGAGCUGAGAUAUCAUGAAGAGGAGCGGGCGCAUGCUUUGUACGAACGUUUUGUCAGUAUCCAUCCCGAUUCAAAGAACUGGGUCAAGUGGGCUAAAUUUGAAGAGGAACACAACAAUAUGGAUAAAUGCCGUGAAAUAUAUGCUGAGGCGCUCGAGUUUUUGGGUGAAGAAAAACUUGACCAAAAGAUUUUGGUGGCGUUUGCAAAGUUUGAAAUUAAGAUGAAAGAGUUUGAACGUGCUCGUGUUAUUUUCAAAUACGGCUUAGAGCGUCUGCCAAAAUCUCAAUCGCAAUCUCUGUACAACCAAUACACAAACUUUGAAAAGCAAUAUGGCGACAGGGACGGUAUUGAAGACGUGGUUCUGGGCAAGCGUCGAGUCCAGUAUGAAAACGAUAUUGAAGCCAAUCCAAAGAACUACGAUGUAUGGUUCGAUUAUGCAAGAUUGGAAGAAUCUGCUGGUGAUCCUUCAAGGACUCGUGAAGUAUAUGAGCGUGCCAUUGGCCAGGCGCCACCAGCAAACGAAAAGCGCUAUUGGAGACGCUAUAUUUACUUGUGGAUCAAUUAUGCGCUAUACGAAGAGCUGGAAGCCGAGGAUAUGGAUCGUGCAAGAGAAGUUUACACUCAAUGUUUGAACCUUAUUCCACACAAAAACUUUACAUUUGCAAAAAUAUGGCUUUUGGCUGCACAAUUUGAGAUUCGCCAACGAAAUGUACAAGGUGCUAGAAAAUUAUUGGGUCGGUCCAUUGGCAUGUGUCCAAAGAACAAGUUGUUCAAGGGCUAUAUUGACCUCGAGAUGCAGCUACGAGAUUUUGACCGCUGCCGAAUUUUAUACUCAAAAUAUCUGGAAUAUGAUCCCACGAGCUGCUCGGCAUGGAUCAAGUUCGCAGAACUUGAAAAACUUCUUGGUGAAGUUGACCGUUGUCGCUCCAUUUUCGAACUCGGAAUUGGUCAACCUGUGCUUGAUAUGCCCGAACUCUUAUGGAAAGCAUAUAUUGACUUUGAAAUUAGCGAAGAAGAAUAUGAAAAGACUCGCGAUUUAUAUCUACGCCUUCUGGAACGAACCGAGCAUGUCAAAGUCUUUAUCAGCUUUGCGCAGUUCGAACUCUCUAUACCUUAUGAAGAGGGCAGCAACGAAGGUGUGGAGCGUGCGCGCAAGAUUUUCAUGGAUGCCUAUGAUGGCUUAAAGAAGAAGGAACUUAAAGACGAGCGGGUGUUAUUACUUGAAGCAUGGAAAGACUUUGAAGAGAACAACGGAACAGAAGAGACACAAAAGGUCGUACAGGACAAGAUGCCCAAGGUUGUUCGUAAGAGAAGAAAGGCGGCUGACUCUACGGAUGACAAUAUCAUUUGGGAAGAAUACUUUGACUACAUUUUCCCCGAUGACCAAGAGCAAAGUCGCGUUAACAAACUGCUUGAGUUGGCACGUGCAUGGAAGAAACAAGAAGACCAGUAAAUUAAUUCCCUCAUCCGAUCUAGUUAGAGUGAGCAAGCUAUAUUAUCCAUUCUAACUUUUGCAAUUAUGAAGAUUAAAAUAAAAAAAAAUGCACUACUUCGUUUGUUGUAAAUAUCUACCUCAAAGAAAAGCAUAUUUGCCUCAUUUUGAUUGCAAUUUGAAAA